Cuscuta campestris is the source of this 1739-nucleotide messenger RNA. Lineage: Eukaryota; Viridiplantae; Streptophyta; Magnoliopsida; Solanales; Convolvulaceae. The record is from the annotation of a GenBank genome assembly.
CGAAAAGCAGAAACGCUUCUUCUCUUCUCCUCCCUCUCCAAACUCCAAAGCCCAGCUCUUUCUUCUUAGCUACUCCAUAUUCCAGAGCAUAAGAAAAAAAUGCAAGAAUUUCAAAUUCGAUUAGCUUCUUAAGGACAUAAACGACCGAAAAACCUAUAAAUCCUCUUGAUUGGCUGCUCGCAAUUUGGAGUCUCUCCGAGUGGCUGGUGUGGGAUAUAAUAACUUGAUCAUGGUUGCCACUGCUGCUACUGCUGCGUUUUUCCCGGGCACUCAAGUGCCCCUUGAAUCUGGAGUCAAGACAUGUAGAAAGUUUGGAGCAACUGUGUCUUCAAACAAAGUUUCUGAAGGCAUUAAGUUAAGAUCUUGUAGCUCUGGAAACGUGCAAGUCGGGGCCAACGCAAAAGUUCCUAGUAAGGUCAAUGGAGCAGUUGUAGGUGUGAUGGAUGGCGUCAAUAAUGAUGAUGAUGAGUUGGCGUCAUCAUCACCCUCAAAGACAUUUAUCAAUCAGCUGCCAGAUUGGAGCAUGCUCCUUGCUGCCAUAACAACUAUUUUUUUGGCUGCUGAGAGGCAGUGGAUGAUGUUAGAUUGGAAGCCGAAGCGCCCUGACUAUCUUAUCGAUCCAUUUGGCUUGGGGAGAAUCAUGGAAGGUGGCAUUUUUCGUCAAACUUUCAGUAUCAGGUCUUAUGAAAUAGGCGCUGAUAAGACUGCAUCAAUAGAAGCAAUGAUGAAUCAUUUACAGGAAACGGCCCUGAACCAUGUGAAGACGGCGGGAAUCAUGAGUGAAGGGUUUGGCACAACUCAAGCAAUGUGCAAGAAAAAACUGAUUUGGGUAGUCAGUAAAAUGCAGGUUCUCAUGGAUCGCUAUCCUGUUUGGGGUGAUCUUGUUCAAGUAGAUACUUGGGUUUGUGCAGCAGGGAAACAUGGUAUGCGACGUGAUUGGGUUUUCAGUGAUUCUCAUAAUGGAGAAACUUUAAUGAGAGCUACCAGCGUGUGGGUUAUGAUGAGCCAAGAGACAAGGAGGUUAGCAAAAAUGCCCGAUGAAGUUCGAGCUGAAAUUGAAAGGCAUUUUGUGGAUAGGGAACCAAUAAUUGACGAUGAUAAACGGAAAUUGCCAAAGCUUAACAAAGAGACAGCAGACUGCAUUCUUGCUGGACUAACCCCAAAGUGGAGUGAUUUGGAUGUGAACCAGCAUGUAAAUAAUGUGAAGUAUGUUGGCUGGAUGCUGGAGAGUGUCCCAUUGUCAAUACUGGAGAACAAUGAGCUGGUUGCCAUGACUUUGGAGUACAGGAGGGAGUGCGGGAGGGACAGUGUCCUAGAAUCUAUGACCUCUGUUUUGGGAAAUAUCUCCGACUCCGUGGAAUGCCAACAUUUGCUUCGCCUUGACAGUGGUGAAGAAAUCGUUAAAGGACGAACCAUGUGGACUCCAAAACUUGCAAAGAAGAUUGGGACCGUGGACCAGCUCGAAGGGCAAAGUCACUAGCUCAGUGCUUCCCUGCCCCUUCAUUUAUGGGUCAUGAUUCCCCUCUGUUCUGUUCUUCUCAUAGGGUACCCCCCCUAUGUAUCAGCGUCUUUCAUCCUUGUGUUGUAUCUUGCAAUAUAUGGGCGUUUGUAUGUAUAGUGAUAUAGACUUUGUGUUUCAUUUAUUAUUUCAUUAAUAUUGUCCUAUAGGGCAUUAGCCCUCCAAAUAAUUCAGCUGUGUACCCCUAUUAAUGGUGUUGAAAUAUAAAGUGUUAGUUAAA